UUCGUUCUCAACUAAAGACUGAGCUGUCUUCAAUUUCCAUGUCUUUCUGGCUUGGGUAAAGCCCUGUGAACCUACGGGGUAAGCAAGGGAAGGAAACUAUGCUGUGAGGAACUUUUCGUAUGGACCAGUGUCCAUAGCUGGUACCCGGGGGAGAAUGAGUACGCCAAAUGGAUUUCCACAGCACUCAGGGGCAUGUGUUACUCAGAGCACGGGGGGUGGAGCAGUACAGGACCUGCACGCUAAAAAAGCUGGCAAAGCAGCAAAGAAGGAGGCUGGUGGCAAUGGGGUGCUUACCUUUGAAGAUCCUCCAAGUGUAGGCACCUCUUUAAAUGAAACCUUAAAGCUUCUACCAGAUGAACUCAAAGCUAAUAUGAAAAUUAAGUCGGUCACUCCAAGGCCUCCUCGGAAACCCCGGCUGGAGCGUGCUGCAUCUCUGGAUGAGAAAAGCUGGAGGAGAUGGAGGCGGUUUAGAACAAGUCAGGAAAGUCUGACUGAUCCCAAUGAGACAAGUUCCUCAAACAGUUCUCUGCAGGAAGCGUCCCUCAGCCCUCCCAUCAGGGGUGGAGCGAGCCCCUGCCAUCGGUGCUGCCAGCAGAAUUCCUUGCACAGUUCACCAGAUGCCUCGGAAGCCAGUCCCGUGGGGAAGAGCAGAGGAGGCACCUCCGACCUGGGGAAACGAGCCUCCGAGAUCUCCAGUGCCUUUGGUGGGCUUCUGCGGGGGAAGGCGUUUGCAGGCGGCAAACCCCGGCUGUCCCAAAUAAUGCCGGCUCGACCUCUGCCACCCAUGGAGCUCAACGUGGCCUCUCACACACUGAGGACAGCUAAUAGGAUUGACUCAGAUUGUAUGGAUUAUCGACAUUAUUCUCAGCACAAGUUUGGGAGGGUAAGCAGCAGCUUGAGCGAUACCAGGCUACAUGGCAACGGGAUGGUCUAUGAUAAUUGCUCCACAGACUCCAUGAAAUCUACGUUCAGCCUGCUCAAUCCCAUUCGCUCCAAGGAUGUGCGAAGCAGAAGCUAUUUGGAAGGCAGCCUUCUGGCAAAUGGUGCCUUACUGGGAGCAGAAGAACUUAGCAAGUAUUUCCCUGAUCGGAAUAUUGGAAUCUUUGUGGCCACCUGGAACAUGCAGGGUCAGAAGGAACUGCCAGUGAAUCUGGAUGACUUCUUAUUACCAACAGAUCCUGACUAUGCCCAGGACAUGUAUGUCAUUGGGGUUCAAGAAGGCUGUCCAGACAGAAGAGAGUGGGAGAUCCGCCUGCAAGAGACGCUAGGCCCCCACUACGUCAUGCUCUACUCUGCUGCACAUGGGGUGCUGUACAUGUCGGUCUUCAUUCGGAGGGACCUGAUCUGGUUCUGCUCAGAAGUGGAGUAUGCCACGGUGACAACUCGAAUCGUAUCUCAGAUCAAAACAAAGGGAGCUCUGGGAAUCUGCUUCACAUUUUUUGGGACCUCCUUUCUCUUCAUCACCUCCCACUUCACAUCUGGGGACAGUAAGGUGAAUGAGAGGAAACUGGACUACAAUAAAACCAUUCAAGCCCUUACACUUCCCAAAAACGUUCCGGACACAAACCCGUAUCGAUCCAGUUCUAGUGAUGUCACAACUCGGUUUGAUGAAGUAUUCUGGUUUGGUGACUUCAACUUCCGACUAAAUAAGGAUCGUGAGACCGUGGAUUCCAUCUUGAACCAGAACCCGGAAACAGACGUGUCCAAGCUACUGGUGUACGACCAGCUUACUAGUGAAAUGAGUAGGGGGUCUAUUUUCAAAGGAUUCCAAGAGGCCGACAUUCAUUUCCGUCCUUCCUACAAGUUUGACAUAGGAAAGGACAGCUAUGACACCACUUCCAAACAAAGAACUCCUUCCUACACGGAUCGAGUUGUAUACCGCAGUCGGUACAGAGAUGACAUCCAUGCUGUCAAGUACUCAUCUUGUCCUGUGAUCAAAACUUCAGACCAUCGGCCUGUAUUUGCCUUGUUUCGUGUGAAAGUGAGGCCUGGCAGAGACAACAUUCCACUUGCUGCAGGGCAGUUUGACAGAGAUCUCUAUUUAAUCGGAAUAAAGAGGCGGAUUACAAGGGAACUUCAGAAACGGCAAGAACAAAAGGACCAAAAAUCCAGCAGCGUAUGUAGCAUUUCCUGAGCUGAUAACUCUGCAAUGCUUGUGCUAGAGGUGCCCGGAAAGAGGAUUUCAGGCCACGGCAAACUCUGCAGGGAAUUGUCUGCUUAAGCACCUCUGGCAGUUGCUGUGGCUUGUGAAGAAUGGCUUAAACCUCAUCCUGGAUUCAUUUGCAUGAGCUAAUCCAUGUAGCUCAAGUGCUUUUGCUGAAGAAAAUGGAGUCAGUUAUUUAGGACAUCCAUCCCAACAGAUGUAAUUGAUUUAUUUUUAACCGCACUAUCAUCUUUGGAAGCAACCGGAUGCAUUCUCUUCAUUCUAAGAUGACUCCACACAGGGGGCACAGCUUCUGGAAUUGGCAUGACCAGGGGCAGGGGACCGCAGAAAGGUGAAAAUCUUUGUUUGUCUGUUUGAUUUCAUCUGGUUAGCUUACAUAUGUUGUGGGGCUGGUUUUUUUUCUCCUUACCUGUAGCCAAGUGUACAGUAUUCUGUAAAAUGUGAACAGGGACCAGUUAGGGGACUUGGGCAGUUUUGUGUAAGGAUGGUGCUCCUGUGUUGGGCUUUUUUGGUCCUCUACAGCAAGAUCUGUGUGAAUGUACUACUGUACAUUUGAACUGUAGAAACACUGCCUUUCAAUAAUUAUUCUAUAGGCCUUCUGUUACUAAGGGGGUAAAUAUCAAUCUCUCACACCAUAUAUUUGGCUGUUGAGACUGCUUGAAACAAUCCCUUCCUUAACUCACUUGCCCUCCCCAGGGGUGAUAAAACACUAUCUGCCUUCAGCAGCAGGACACUCGAGUUGAAAAUAAUGGCCUGAGUACAGCUACUGUGUAAUGCUUCACCAAAGUGAUUUAAGAUGUCAAGUGAGUACUAGGGAAGUAUGCAGAGAAACUGCAGCAAGUCAGAUCAGCGCAGUUCCAUUACCUCCGAUUACAGUUAAUUCCUUUUGUUUUUAUUUUUCCAAUUCAGUGAACUGUAAAUAAGUUGCUAAUUCUGAAGUAGUGUUGUCUUAAGGCUAAACAUGCUACAUGGACCAGUAUGGCACUGGUAAAAUGUUAAGUACAGCUAACACUUAAAAACUUUUCAUGGGCACAGAUCGGCUGGAUCAUUAAUCACCUUAGUACAUAGAACACCGUGCAAACAACUUGGAGGAAGUGCUGCUAACUAUGCAACCUGUCCCAAGACAGAGCUUCUGUUCUGCGGUACAAACAUUUAUGGCACUGACCUGUCUGUAGCCAUCAGGUAUUUCGAUUUCCUUUCUUUUUAAAGGAAUAAAAAUAAAUUAAUGCAA
Messenger RNA from Pygoscelis adeliae (Adelie penguin), 3395 nucleotides. It is a transcript of the gene INPP5E, whose product is annotated as inositol polyphosphate-5-phosphatase, 72 kDa. Gene Ontology annotation, molecular function: inositol-polyphosphate 5-phosphatase activity. The record is from RefSeq and is a predicted model, not a curated record. The coding region runs from base 155 to 2134 and encodes 659 amino acids. The transcript has 10 exons. Gene Ontology annotation, biological process: phosphatidylinositol dephosphorylation. Lineage: Eukaryota; Metazoa; Chordata; Aves; Sphenisciformes; Spheniscidae.